This is a messenger RNA of Dimorphilus gyrociliatus, 4443 nucleotides long. The record is from the annotation of a GenBank genome assembly. NCBI's taxonomy places the organism in Eukaryota, Metazoa, Annelida, Polychaeta, Dinophilidae.
CUAUUGACCUUGACCUGUAAUUGUUUUCUUAGGAGUUUACUUGCGAUUCCUUUAAGAAUCUGAUAUGGCGAGAAGAUUAGGUAAAUUAAACACAAAAUCCUCUAUGUUAUUCCUAUGCGAUAUGCAAGAGAAAUUUAGGAGGACGAUACAAUAUUAUCCUUCUAUUCUUGAGGUCAGUAGAAGGAUGCUAACUGCAGCCAAGGCCUUAAAUUUGCCAGUUGUCGUAACCGAACAAUAUCCAAAAGGACUUGGUCAUACAGUAAAGGAAUUAGAUGUUAAAGGAUUCCCUAUUAUUGAGAAAACCCAAUUUUCUAUGUGUACUGCGGAAACUCGAGAACAUUUAAAGAGCGUCAAAAAUUUAAAUUCUGUACUACUUUGUGGAAUUGAAGCACACGCGUGCGUACAACAAACAGCAUUUGAUCUGUUGGAAGAUGGAUAUGACGUCCAUAUUUUAGCCGAUGCGGUCUCAUCAAGGAGUAUGGUUGACAGGUCUGCUUUGAGCAUUCGCAAUGAAAAAUGUUAUAUAUUGACAUGAUACAAUUUUUUCCUUUAGAAUGCUGGCUUUCCGAAGAAUGGAGAACGCUGGGGCUUUUAUUACAACGUCCGAAUCAGUUUUAUUGAUGCUUUGUAAAGAUGCGGCUCAUCCCAAAUUUAAGGAAGUACAAAAGUGCAUUUGGGAAGUGACCCCGGACAGCGCAAUUCUCUCUGGACAGAUUGAAUAGACCUUUAAUUUUAACAUUAAUACUAAAUUCUUUUCAUUGAAUGUUUUGAUCUUUUGAACUGCAGAUGGAGUUUUGAUUCAUUUUUUCGCUAGAUGGCAGUGAUAGCGUUUUAUUUAUGUGAACGAUAAUUAGUUUUAUAAAAAAACCUUUCACUAAAAAUACUUGAGAUUGAUAAAAAAAUUGUUGUUUUUUUUAAAAAAUGGCUGACAGCCGUCUAAAUACACGUAUAUUCGAUGGCGUUGACAACAACACGGCAGUCAGAUUAAGCUUGAAUGAAUAUCUGAGAGAUGUUCUUCAAUUGAAAGGAACAAAGGUUAUGUGUAGAGAAGGCGGAUGUGGAUGUUGCGUUGUUACGGUUUCCUAUAUAAAAGAUGAUAAAACCAAGACAGUCCCAAUUAAUUCCUGUCUAUGUCCAUUAUACUCGUGCGAUGGUUGGCAAAUUACUACAUCGGAAGGUAUAGGAGACAGAAGAAAAGGCUAUCAUCCAAUUCAAUCGAGAUUAGCGGCAUGUAAUGGAAGUCAAUGUGGAUAUUGUUCUACAGGAAUGGUAAUGAACAUGUACGGAUUUUUAGCUGACAGGAAAAAUCCUACCAGAGAAGAAAUCGAGUCGACUUUUGAUGGUAAUAUAUGCAGGUGUACUGGUUACAGGGCAAUUUUGGAUGCUAUGCAUCAACUUCCUACUGAUAUUGAGGAUUUAGUUGAAAGAAAAUGCUCAGGAGUGAAUGAUUCGAUUUUCAUUAUAUCGUCGGAUGCACAAUGGAUAAGACCGGAAAAUUUGGUCGACUUGUUCGACUUGCUGAGUAAAAGAAAUGAUUAUUCAUUAGUUUGCGGUAACACUUCAAAAAUUUUAUUUGAAAACACAAAAAACAAUCAGUUAUUUAUCGAUAUAAGAAGUUUGCCAGAGCUCUGUCAAACGACGAUUACUGAAGAUUUCGUAAAAGUUGGAUCUUGUGUUACGAUAAGCGAAUUGACAACGAUUAUGGAUAAAAUUUCGGCCAAUCAGGGUUUCGAGUACUGUAACGAAAUUAGAGAUCACUUGAAAUUAAUCGCGGGUUCUCCAGUCAGAAAUGUUGGCAGUUGGGCUGGUAAUUUAAUACUAAGACGUUCUUGGACUUCAUUUCCAUCUGAUAUUUUGACCCUUUUUGAAGCAGUCGGGGCUGAAAUAGAAUUUGGUUCCAAGAUUGAGACAAAAGUUUGCAGGGCAUGGGAAUUAAUUGAGAUGCCCGAAGCUGAUUUGGAUAAGAAAGUCCUCUUGAAUGUAAUGUUUCGUCCACUUAGCAAAGAUACAAAAUUCAAGUCUUAUAAAAUAAUGCCACGUUCUCAAUUGUCAUUGGCUUACGUAAACGCCGCUUUCUGCUCCGAAUUCGAUAAAGAAACACUGACGUUCCGUGGUAGGCCUACUCUAAUAUUUGGCGGCAUAUCAGAGAAAUUUUUAAAAGCCGACAAAACGGAAGCGUUCCUAGCAAAUAAAUGCGUGUCAGAUACUACAGUUCUACAAGAUGCUUUUAAAAUGUUAAGAUCGGAAGCUGUCGUUACUGCUGACGAAUCGUCGAUAUAUAAGAAAGACUUGACCGUCUCCUUACUAUACAAAUUUAUACUGCACCUGGUUGGAGAUAGAGCUGAGGCUAAAUUGCGGAGCGGAAGUGAAAUUCUACAAAGGGACGUUUCGUCGGGGACUGAAAUAUAUGACACACAUCAAGAAUUAUGGCCCCUAACAAGACCAUUACCAAAAGCUUCUGCCAACAUGCAGACGGCUGGAGAGGCGAUUUAUACAAACGAUAUGCCUAAAAUGUUGGACGAGCUGUUUGGCUCUUUCGUUGUUACGUCUGUCGGAAAUGCCACGAUUGAUAAGAUUGACGCUUCGGACGCUCUGAAUAUGGAUGGGGUUGUAAGAUUCCUUACCUAUAAAGACAUUCCAAAAGGCGGUAAAAAUAAUAGCCAACCGAAUUCCCCUGUACCAGAGUUGGUAUUCUGUGAAACAGAAUCACAGUACGCCGGUCAAGCUGUUGGAUUAAUAGUAGCGGAAAGUCAGAGUAUAGCGGACGAGGCGUCUAAAAGAGUAAUUAUCAAAUAUAGAAAUCGCCGACCAAUUAUUACGGAUAUUGAAAAGGCUAUAGAAAAAAAGUCUUUCCAUCCAAAACCCGGUAAAGAUAUCAUAGUCGGAAACGCCGAGGAGGCUAUAAACAAUGCCCCAAGGCAAGUAAAGGGUAGAAUACGGAUCGGUACCCAAUACCAUUUUACUAUGGAGACGCAGGGAUGUAUAUGCAUACCCCAAGAAGAAAAUCUGCUCGUCUAUGCCACAACACAAUGGCCUGAUUAUUCUCAACAAGCCAUUUCAAAUUUCGUUAAUAUAGAUAAUAGCAGAAUUCGUGUUGAAGUAAAGCGUUUAGGAGGAGCUUACGGAUCGAAAAUAACUCGAAACCUUCAAAUUGGUGCCGCAGGCGCUUUAGCCGCUUUAAUCUUGAAUAAACCAAUUCGAAUAAGACUAAAUUUAAAGACAAAUAUGGAAAUGAUAGGAAAACGAUUCCCCUACGUUGCAGAUUACGAAAUGGGUUUGGACGACGACGGAUUAUUGCUUGGAAUCAAGUGCAUAUACUAUGCAGAUUGUGGCUUUCUCGCUAAUGAGUGUACGUCGCCUUCGGCCCUGGAUUUUGCCGAUAACGCCUACUUCUGUGAGAACUGGCACCUAGUUCCCAUGGCUGUCAAAACGAAUACGCCCUGUAACACGGCGACAAGGAGUCCUUCCACCCUGCCCGGAAUUUUCGUAAUGGAACAAAUGAUGGAGCACGCAGCCGUCGAAUUAAAUAUGGAUUCUACGUUUUUGAAACGAUUAAAUCUAUAUAAGAGCGGUCAAAAGACGCCAAUUGGUAUCACCCUCAAGAAUUGCCUUUUAGGGGAUGUAUACUCAAAGCUAUUGGAUUGGUGCGAAUACGAUGCUAGAUCGGCCUCUAUUAGAGAGUUUAAUGCCAAUAAUCGAUGGAAGAAGAAAGCCUUGGAUGUUGUACCAAUGAAAUUUGGAAUAGAGUGGCAAGGGGUAAACUACGGAUGUCAAGUAACUAUUUACAACGGGGACGGUACAGUUUCUUUAUCGCACGGGGGUAUAGAAGUCGGGCAGGGCAUAAACACUAAGACCAUUCAAGUAUGCGCUUACGAGUUAGGUAUUGGGGUAGAUAAGGUAAACGUUAGGCCUACUGACAAUUUUGUUGGAUCCAACUGCCAGGCGACCGGCGGCAGUAUUACGAGCGAACUGUGCUGUCAAGUAAGAAAAUUCGAUUUAGCGUGCAACGCUAGUUUUUUAGCGAUGCUGGGACCGUAUAGGAAGGGAUCGAGCAGUUGGGAAGAGACUGUAAAGGCAGCUUAUAACGACGGCGUUGAUUUAACGGCCCGCAACUGGAAUCGUCCCGAAACUUCGGAUGCGUUUCGGUAUGAGUCUUACGGAGCUACUUGUACAGAAACGCUUCUCGACGCGCUAACGGGCGUUUACCAGCUGACGAGAGUCGAUAUACUAUUCGAUUGCGGCCAGAGCAUGAAUCCGAAAAUUGACAUGGGUCAAGUACAAGGUGCCUUUGUUAUGGGUCUUGGUUAUUUCCUCAUGGAAGAGAUAAAUUAUUCGGCGGAAACUGGUCGUAAUCUGUCGGCUAGCACUUGGGUACAUUCUCCAAUCACUCCCGAACGGGCAAGAAUCCUUAGCCUGAUCAGCGAUUCGGAUAUGAGAAUAUGA